AGGAAACGGAGUAACCUGCAGGUGAAGCAGCUGGGAGUUUACACAUUAAAUUAGGUUACAGCGAGUAGUUUACAGUAAGGAAGACUGUAUUCAAUCCUUGAUGGCUAUGGUUGAAGCAGUUGAGGUGAUGGCAGGCAGGUUCAGAGGAUGUAUGGUUGGAGCACUGAUGGGCGAUUGUCUCGGUGCCCCAUUUGAGGGAGAGUCUCGUGCUACACGCUCCAUUCUCACUUCAUAUUUUAAAAGACUUAGUGAUCCAGACCUUAAAGUGCCAUACAAGCAGUAUACAGAUGAUACUGCAAUGACAAGGUGUGUGGCCCAGUCCCUAAUUGAAAAGAAAGGAUAUGAUGCCACAGAUAUGGCUAAAAGGUUUGUAAAGGAGUUCUAUGCAGAACCAAGACGAGGGUAUGGCAGCAAUGUUGUUGAUGUAUUUGCUGCCCUACGUGCCUCAAAGUUCAAAGACGUCUAUGGUCCAGCAGCAAUUCAGUUUAGUGGAAGAGGCUCGUAUGGAAAUGGAGGUGCUAUGAGGGUUGCACCUAUUGCUCUUUACUGCUAUGCUACCAAAGGACAGGAGCUGGUAGAUAUAGCGCGAGACAUGGCACUCAUCACGCACUCUAACAGGCUUGGCUAUAAUGGUGCAGUUCUACAGUGCCUCGCUGUGUAUGAAGCUCUCUGCACCCCUGAGAAUAAGCUGGAUUCUGUGAAGUACAUUGAAAAUCUCAUAACAAAAAUGAAGGAGAUUGAAACACCUACAGAUGAUGAUAUCACAGAUGAGGGAGAAGAGCCUUAUGUUUAUGUGAAGAGGCUUGAAAAAGUAUUGGAAUUAAUGGAGCAUGGGGACUCUGUCAGCCGAGAACGAGUUGAAGAUGAAUUGGGAGUUUAUAUUUCUGCCCACAUGUCUGUUCCAACUGCCAUCUAUUCAUUUGUAAGAGCAACAACUCCUAUUGCUGAAAUUGAGACUGAAAAUGAGUUCCAGAGGACACUGCAGUUUGCUGUAAGUUUAGGUGGGGACACAGAUACAAUAGCAUCUAUGGCUGGAAGCAUUGCAGGUGCGUACUAUGGGAUCAGCAAGAUCUCGGCCAACCUUCAGAGGCAUUGUGAAGCUCUGUCAGAUGCAGUACGACAAGCGGAUGAUAUUUUCAGUCUUUGUGGCUCUUAAGCUACCAGCUUUAUGAAUUUAAUUGCCAGUAUUAUGAGUAGUAUGUUAUGGAAUUCAGCAUUUUUUCUUUCUGUAUGAUAUUUUCCAAAGCUGAAUUCUAGAUAUGUUAUUAAUGACUUAUUUUAAAUGACUAUACUGUGCCAAUGCAGAUUUUAGUGCAUUUUAUUAUAUUGGGUACAGUAUUCAUGUGACAAAUGUACUGUUAAAGUUUUUGUUAUUCACUCCACAUUUACAAAGGUCAUGAUGGUAAUUUCUUCAGGAUUUUAGUUUUUCAUCAACAUUGAUCUUAGUCAAAUCUUUAAAAUUUGUGUUCCUUAAUUGUAGGAUGCAACUAUUUUUGUAGUAUUUUAAGUACAGUAUGUGUAUUUCAGAUAUUAAUGUUUGUACAAAAAUUAAACAAAUACUGUACUGAAUUGUAAUUUAAUUGAAUAUUGAGUAUAGUUAAUUUUCAUUUGUUUUUUGUUUAAUAUUUACUUAAUGACACUAAUUAGUCAAACUCGUGCCUUGGUUCCUCCGAGACAUUGUCGGUGGUCAUAAAUAGACUCGUCUCUUCCUGUUUAGUGACUACAGUAAUAGUUUUUUUUACUUGUUUAAAAGUUCUAUAAGACCAUACAAUUAAAUCACAAUUAUUGAAGACUAUCACCCCUUGACCCUCAAGUGUGAAAGCUCCCAUUUACAUAGUGCUGUCAACUGUUAAAAUCAAAGCAAUCCUGUACUUGCAACAUAUAGAAUUAUCAUGUCAGAUGAUAGAAUCAUCUGUUAUGAAAUGAAAUAAAACUUUGGCAAAAAACUAAUUUAC
This is a messenger RNA of Procambarus clarkii (red swamp crayfish), 1955 nucleotides long. RefSeq names its product ADP-ribosylhydrolase ARH3. The record is from RefSeq and is a predicted model, not a curated record. Gene Ontology annotation, cellular component: mitochondrion; nucleus. Lineage: Eukaryota; Metazoa; Arthropoda; Malacostraca; Decapoda; Cambaridae.